AUGUUCCGUAAUCAAUAUGAUUCUGAUAAUAUUACAUGGAGUCCUCAAGGAAGGUUAUUCCAAAUUGAAUAUGCAACAGAAGCUGUUAAACAAGGUUCUGCUGUUGUUGGUGUCAAAUCAAAAACACAUGCUGUUGUUGCAACAUUUAAUAGACAAACUGAUGAGUUAGGUGCAUACCAAAAGAAAAUAUUUGAAAUUGAUGACCAUAUUGGAGUUGCAAUUAGUGGAUUUUGUGCUGAUGCACGAGUAAUUACAAGUCAAAUGAGAAGUGAGUGUAUUGAUUAUUCGUAUGUAUAUGGAACACCACAUCCAGUAGAAAAACUUGUUAAACACGUUUCUGAUAAUGCACAAGUUAAUACUCAAAAGUAUGGAUUAAGACCAUAUGGAGUUGGUUUAUUGGUUAUAGGAUAUGACACUAAACCUCGAUUAUUUGAAACAUCACCAAGUGGGCUUUAUUAUAGUUAUAAAGCACAAGCUAUUGGAGCACGAUCACAAUCAUGCAGAACAUAUCUUGAAAAACAUUUUGAAUCAUUUAAAGAGUUAGAUGAAGAACAAUUAAUCAAACAAGCUAUUUUAGCAUUAAGAGAAUCAUUAACAACUACUAAUGAUAAACUUUCUGUUUUAAAUUGUAGUGUAGCAAUUGUUGGAAAAGAUACUCCAUUUAGAUUUAUUACAGACAAAGAACUUCAAAACCAAUUAGAUAAUUUAGAUACUCAACAAAUGGAAAUGGUACAAGCUGAAGUUGAUUAA
This is a messenger RNA of Entamoeba histolytica HM-1:IMSS, 750 nucleotides long. Its product is annotated as proteasome alpha subunit, putative. Gene Ontology annotation, cellular component: proteasome core complex; nucleus; proteasome core complex, alpha-subunit complex. Gene Ontology annotation, biological process: ubiquitin-dependent protein catabolic process. NCBI's taxonomy places the organism in Eukaryota, Evosea, Mastigamoebida, Endamoebidae. The coding region runs from base 1 to 750 and encodes 249 amino acids. The record is from RefSeq and is a predicted model, not a curated record. The transcript has a single exon.